UGAUAAUUGAAAGUGUUUGUCUGCCAUUGACUUUUGUUUAACCCAGCUGGUCUUCCGUCUACCUCGGUUGCUCACUUGCGUUGUUUGUCGUGCUACUUGGCGUGUCUCUUUCCUCGUGUUGUCAAAAUGCCUAGCGAUAAGGAACAUAUCAAUAUUGUCGUCAUUGGACAUGUAGACAGUGGGAAGUCUACCACUACUGGGCAUCUUAUCUACAAAUGCGGUGGCAUUGAUAAGCGUACCAUAGAAAAGUAUGAGAAAGAAGCUGCUGAGAUGGGCAAGGGGUCUUUCAAGUAUGCUUGGGUGUUGGACAAGCUGAAGGCUGAGCGUGAACGUGGUAUUACAAUCGACAUUGCUUUGUGGAAGUUCGAGACUCCCAGAUACUCCGUUACAGUUAUUGAUGCUCCGGGUCAUCGUGACUUCAUCAAGAACAUGAUCACAGGUACUAGUCAGGCCGAUUGUGCUGUUCUGGUUGUUGCUGCUGGUGUUGGUGAAUUCGAAGCUGGUAUCUCAAAGAACGGUCAAACCAGAGAACACGCCCUGUUAGCUUACACUUUGGGUGUUAAACAGUUGAUCGUGGCAAUCAACAAGAUGGAUUCUACAGAGCCACCGUAUUCUGAAGCUCGUUACCAAGAAAUCAAGAAGGAUGUGUCCGACUACAUCAAGAGAGUUGGGUACAAUCCAGCUGGAGUUCCAUUCGUCCCAAUCUCUGGUUGGGUUGGGGACAACAUGAUUGAAAGGAGCACAAAUAUGCCUUGGUACAAAGGCUGGGAUUUGACAAGGGGAAAGGAGGGGAAAACCGAGACUGGUUACACUCUUCUGGAUGCUCUCGAUAAGAUGGAAUCACCCACAAGACCUACAGACAAACCCCUCAGACUGCCAUUACAAGAUGUAUACAAAAUCGGUGGUAUUGGCACCGUCCCCGUUGGUCGUGUGGAAACCGGCAUUAUCAGGCCUGGUAUGGUUGUCACAUUCGCUCCUCAAAACUUGACAACUGAAGUCAAGUCAGUUGAAAUGCAUCAUGAAGCUCUCACUGAAGCUUUCCCCGGUGACAACGUUGGGUUCAACGUGAAGAACGUGUCCACUAAAGAUAUACAUCGUGGCAAUGUUGCUGGAGAUUCAAAGAAUGACCCACCGAAAGAGGCUGCGAGCUUUACCGCCCAAGUCAUUGUCAUGAACCAUCCCGGUGAGAUCAAGAAUGGCUACUCACCUGUCCUUGAUUGUCACACUGCACACGUCGCAUGUAAAUUCCACGAAAUCACCGAGAAGCUGGACCGACGAUCAGGCAAGAAAGUGGAGGACAAUCCCAAGUCUAUCAAGUCUGGCGAUGCUGCAAUGGUAGAACUUGUACCCACAAAGCCUUUGUGCGUCGAGCCAUUCCAACAAUACCCGCCACUUGGUCGAUUUGCUGUCCGUGACAUGAAACAGACGGUGGCUGUUGGUGUGAUUAAGGCCGUCAACAAGAAAUCUGACGCUGGUAAGGGUGCUAAGACCGCCGCAAAAGCAACUGCAAAGAAGAAGUAAAUUUUUCAUGUUGUAAUUUUCCCAAUUAAAGUUUUUCUUGGACACGUAUUGUUUUUAUAUUAAGAGUUGUACCCGUC
Molecule: messenger RNA, 1598 nt
Organism: Trichobilharzia regenti
Lineage: Eukaryota; Metazoa; Platyhelminthes; Trematoda; Strigeidida; Schistosomatidae
Source: the annotation of a GenBank genome assembly